This is a messenger RNA of Caenorhabditis angaria, 548 nucleotides long. The record is from the annotation of a GenBank genome assembly. NCBI's taxonomy places the organism in Eukaryota, Metazoa, Nematoda, Chromadorea, Rhabditida, Rhabditidae.
AUGGGUAAACGAAGAAAGAAUGGCAUUUAUGACCAUGUAAGUAAUAGUUUUGAUGUAUACGACGUCCGAAAAAUUUAAGUUUAUAUGAAGAUUCUUCAAUUUUCUGGCUAAAAAAUCAAAAACCUGAUCAAUAUUUUUCGGACUGUGUGCUUUUUCUAUUCGUUAAAAAUCAAUCACUUCUUACAGUUUGCAUGUGAACGUUGCGGAAAGACGAGAAAAUUGAAUGAAGGAUCGAAAAUCUCAAGAUAUCGAAAAUCAAUUCCGGAAAUUUUAGGCGUUAUUGAAAUGUUAUGUUCGGAGUGAGUUUUUUGUUAAGUCUUUUUAUAUUGUUCAAACUACAUUUUUCAGUUGUGAUACGUUGGCGAUUACUUCUGAAAUGAAAUGUUCCAAAACCGUAGUGAACAAGAUCAAAUACACAAUUUACGAUGCUGCUUUGGCCGACGAGUAAGUGAAAUAUUAAAUUGUUCAAUAGGAUUUCCACAUUGAAUUUCAGAUGCUUCGACAAAUUCUCCAGAUUCAAUAAAUGCAUCGAAUAUUUGAAAAUUUAG